Molecule: messenger RNA, 3568 nt
Organism: Nothobranchius furzeri (turquoise killifish)
Lineage: Eukaryota; Metazoa; Chordata; Actinopteri; Cyprinodontiformes; Nothobranchiidae
Gene: hoxc1a
Product: homeobox C1a
Biological process (GO): regulation of transcription by RNA polymerase II
Cellular component (GO): nucleus
Molecular function (GO): RNA polymerase II cis-regulatory region sequence-specific DNA binding; DNA-binding transcription factor activity, RNA polymerase II-specific
Source: RefSeq, a predicted model, not a curated record
CUGGGCAGGUGAGAGGCCCGGCGAUAGCCAUUAGCUCUCUUCGGAUGAGUGCAUUUGUUUAGUGGGUCGAUUUGAUCAUUGUUGUCCUCCCUGAUGACAGAGAUGUCCAGCUAUUGGCCGAGACCAGGAGGGCACGUCAUCUCCAUCAAUCAGGGGACAGCCGCUACUCCUCUGAGGAAUGUCGUCCAGCCGCCUGACCAUGCGUGGCUGAGCUCAUGAGAGGCCGGGCAUGAACUGCUCUCCCGUCCAAUGAUUAUGCAGGGGAAAGGUGAUAAUGACUUCCUAUCAUGAGUUAACGGCCGAAAGGGAGACCAACCCUCAGCUCACUGAGUCCUGCCGAGCAAAAGAGGUCAUAAACCUGGACCUGGGAGGUGGCACUCAUCCUGAACUCUGCAGUCGGCAACAGGAACAGCUACAAGGUGAAGAAGCUGCUGAUUUUUUUCCUCCGUGUUUGACUCCGUGCACCCUUUCGGGCAGUCCUCCUCCUCUUCCUCAUCCACCGCAGUGUGAGACUCUCGGGGGCUUCUGCUCACCGGCCUCGUCCCGCGUCCCAUGGCGGUGCACCCGGGCGCACGGCUGUCCAGGACGCGCGGAUCCAAACGAGAUACAGCAAAACUGCUGUUUUGGGCCACUCGUGAAGGAAACUGCUCCUGUUUUAAAUAGCGGCUGCAAAAUUCACGGUGCCUUGGGAAGUUCUGCCGUUUCGGACUGGGAGGUAGACGCAGAGGAGGACAGAAGGAAAACUUUUGAGUGGAUGAGAGUGAAAAGGAGUCAGAACCGGGCGGCCAGCAUGCACAUGAUGACCUCUGAGUUCAGUAUUCUGGACUCGGAACUCGCUGGAAGCCGGUCCGUCUCCUCGGAUGGCCACCAGGCCGUGAACGGGACCCCCAGAACCAGCUACAACACCAAGCAGCUGACCGAGCUGGAAAAAGAGUUCCACUUCAACAAGUAUCUAACUCGGGCCAGACGCGUGGAGGUCGCCGACGCGCUCCGGCUCAGCGAGACGCAGGUGAAGGUUUGGUUUCAGAACAGACGCAUGAAGCAGAAGAAGCAGCAGCAAAGGGCCGGGCUGCUGCCGGACCAGCGGGUCGCUGCUGUGCUCCCUACCCCGGACACCCACCCCUCCGCCGGACUGGGCUACCGUGAACUGCAGCCAGCGUCCGACUGAGAUCUGCAAACGUUUGGAUUCGCGUUUGCAUCGGUCUCAAUCAGGCAUUACUUUAUUUGUUUACCACGAUGGAUGCUACUCCCGAGAUGCGCCAUGGCGCAGACGAUCUGUCAUUCUGCUUGGCUUCAAACGGAUUUGAAUAUUAAAAUCCAUGCCAUUGCGUCGCGCUGCAGUCUACACAAAUUAAACGAAGAUACAAACAUAUUCAAUUGAGCAUAAAAACCUUUGGAAGGUUAUUUGGUUAUUUUGGACGAUCCAUAUCUGGAGCUGAAUAGACAAUUAUCUCAUUUAAAUCACGCAAAUAUUUAUUGAAGAUCAACGUUUGAUAUUUAUUUUGUUUUUGACUUAAAAUGUGACUAUGUCCUUUCAGGAAGAUUAUUAAAUAUCAUAUACAUCUGCUAAAACAAAAUUAAAUAGUGUUUUUCUGGCUUUUUCAGAUGCACCUGCAGUUACUUAUCUGGAAAAACAAAUCAGUUACUUUGGCUUCUUUUGCUUUCUAUUAGCUGUUUUUAUAGUUUGUUACUUUUAAUUAUCCAAAGAUUCACCAAAGAACUAAAACGUCACAACUGAAGGGAAUAUUCAUUGAUCAUGAGCAUCAGAUGAUCGAUCUGUCUAUUUGAGGCACUUGCACGCAUCUGCAUGUUAAUGAGAUGCAGAAAAGCCACGAUCCGGAGUUGUUCUUCUGUUUUUAUUACCUCAUCAGAAAAUUAUAUAAAAAAGAUAAUUCGGCCCGAAUAUCCAUGAGACUGAACAGACAAUAAAAAAUUGUCAGAUCAGAUUCACUGCUUGGACCAGCAGCAGCAAUUCUCCUAAAUUAUAUAAACGGUUCUUAAACAAAAAUGCAUUUGAUGUAUUUUAAAAUCUUAAGACAUGAUCCUUCAUCCACAGGAAUUCUCUUCAAGGAUGCAUUUCUGGAUCUCUUUUUUAAAUUAUCUUCUUUCAAUUAAAUAUUAUUUCCCCUAAGUUCUAAAUAACCCACAACAGACCCAUCAAAGUUAAUUAGAAAUAAACAAAGAUCGAUUAAAAUAGAAUGAAUAAUGUAAUUUUUUAACGUUUUAGGUGUUUUAAUUUAAAUAAAUGAGUUAAUGGACAGCCUUGCCUCUGCAGGGCUUGAGAGUGGACAAGGCCAAGCUAAUAUAUGCAGCUACACCAGAGUUCAACUCUCACCUCCUGACCCUUGUCUUGCCUCAGGACAACAGUGACCCGGUCAGUGGCUCCACAGAGAAAGAUGCUCCAUUAAUUCAGCUGACCACCAAGUCUGAGAUUUUUCUUUCAUUCUUUUUCUUUUUUUCUCUCAGCUCUUUUGUUCUGCUAUGUUGCUUUCUGUGUCUGCUCUGCAAUAUUUCAUCCAGCUGAAUAGCAGAACGACCAGGCCAAAUGAUAAUUUUUCAUAUUUUCCAGACCAGUUCAGAUAAAGGUUGUUGUUUUUUAUUUUUGUCUGGGCUAAACUCUUUUAUUUUUUUGUUGUUAUUGUUGUUUUAAAAGCAAAAAACACAAAUUCACUCACAAACUGGACGCAUAAGAAGGUUUUAAACUAUUUUUUAAAUUCAACGAAAAGAUAAAAUACAAUUGCACGAGUCACAGAUCACAACGUUUGCAACUCUUCAUUAAAAACUCUCUUUUCCUCAUAUAGUUUUGGAAAAAGCACAACAGUUCUUACAUUUUUUAUAUCGUUAGAACAAAACAAAAGUCCUGACCUGAAGAGGAGCAGACAGGAAGAUAAGCUAUUUGUUUAUUUCAGUAAUUGAUUGAAAAACCAUGCAAGGACUUGAGCGUUCCACUCAAUUUCUACCAAGUUUGCAUGUAAGAAAAACACACACCAUUAAGACUGACUUCUCUAAACAAAACAGGACUAAGUGGAAUGUUUAACAAAACUGGUUAAAAUGUCCAUCUUUUCCAUCCUGAAGGUCACAGAAGCAUCAACGACGACAGUGACGCUAAGCUAAUAUUACUCUAAUGCUUGUAAUUAUAGAAUUAGUUCCUCCUUUCCUGCUCAGGAGGAUGUUGGAGUGACCUUAUUAGAAACCUCUUCAUCAUCUGGGGUAGAUGUUUCUUUGCCACGGGGCUCUUAUGAUGCACACAUGGAGGAUGGUCAGUACACGCCUAGGCGAGAACAUACAUGAGAGUAUGAAGUUAUCGUGAUUUAUAAGGCUGAGGUAAGAGGAAGAGGAGGAGGACAAGGAGAGGAUUUAUUUUUUAGGUGAACUAUCCCUUUAAUUUCACUCUGUGGCCACUUCAGCAUUUGGGAUUCAAUGGAGGAGAGCAAAACUUCAUUGUUUAUUUAAGAUCUGACAUUUAGUUCGAAAGCAUUUAAGUGUAAGACGGACGGCUGUCAGACACACACACACACACACACACACACACACACACACACACACACACACACACACACACACACAA